Messenger RNA from Pecten maximus, 1662 nucleotides. RefSeq lists its product as uncharacterized. Lineage: Eukaryota; Metazoa; Mollusca; Bivalvia; Pectinida; Pectinidae. The record is from RefSeq and is a predicted model, not a curated record. The coding region runs from base 1 to 1662 and encodes 553 amino acids. The transcript has 2 exons.
AUGAACAAUUCUGAACUUUUUGAAGACAUGGACAAAUUCUAUAGGUUACUCCGGCUGCGCGUGCACUUUGCAAGCGACGACGACCCAGAUGAUGUUGAGGAUACUCCAUCAGUAGCACCUGCAGUUGUACAUCCGGUUAAUCCAUUCAAGAAAAAAAGUACAUGGAACCCCCCACCCAGUAGAAUACCCGCUCUUGAAGCGUACAUCAAUGCAAUAAAAGAGGAAAUAUCCACACACUCCAAUCGCACUCAACAAAUUAAGGACAACCUGUCGCCAUCAGAACGCCAGGCACUCAAAGCACUCAAGCAUAAUGCGGAGAUUGUUAUCAAGCCAGCAGAUAAGGGUUCUGCAGUGGUUAUUAUGAACAGGGGUGAUUACAUCAAUGAGGCUAACCGUCAGCUUACCAACGAGACGUUCUAUCGCAAACUUGAUAGGGACCCGACGCAAGAACACGCCAAACUAAUCAAUGAGGCCAUCGAUAGAAUACUCAACAAGGGGGAUAUAGACGCAGAUACCGCUAGUUUCCUGCGUCCCGUAAAUGCUCUAUCAGGGAAAUUCUAUCUCCUUCCUAAGAUCCAUAAACCUGGAAACCCGGGUAGACCUAUUAUCAACUCUAUAGGCCAUCCGACGGAGAAAAUUUCUAAAUUCGUCGAUUUCCAUCUUCGGCCAAUUGUUGAAAAUCUACCAUCUUACAUAAAAGAUACCACCGAUUAUCUUAAUAAAACACCAUCCAGCAAUUUACCAGAAGGUAUUCUGCUAGUUACAAUGGACGUCGUCCCUCUUUACACAAACAUCCCUCAUGCGGACGGCAUUAAUGCCUGUCGGGAGGCAAAGGAACGCCGUGGUUAUAAGCACCCAUCGACUGAUAGUCUAGUAGAAUUACUUACACUUGUCCUCACACUCAACAACUUCCAGUUUAACAAUGAAAACUACUUGCAGGUCAGUGGUACAGCUAUGGGCACUAAGAUGGCUCCUUCAUAUGCUAAUGUAUUCAUGGGACAUCUUGAAUCCCAACUUUUAGCAUCUGCUCCAAUUAAGCCAUUCAGCUGGCUCAGAUUCAUCGAUGAUAUUGAAAUCAAAUGGACUUCGAACCGGACAUCACUCGAUGAAUUUAUAGAUCACGCAAACACGUUCCAUCCAACAAUCAAAUUCACUGCAGAGGUCUCCACGGAAACUAACACAUUUCUAGACACCAGUUCAACCUUACUUGACGGGAAAAUAAACACAGACCUCUAUUCCAAACCAACUGACACGCACCAGUAUCUCCGCCCGUCCAGCUGUCAUCCCUCACACACCACGAAGAGCAUUCCCUAUUCCCAAGCUCUACGUAUCCGACGGAUAGUGUCCGAUGAUACAGUCUUCGAACGUCGAUGCUCAGAACUUAAAUCACACCUUCUUGCUAGAGGAUAUAAAUCUACUUUGAUAGAUCGGGAACUAGACAAAGUCAGGGUACUUGACAGAGCCAGCCUUCUAGAAUACAAAAUCAGAACUCCGACACAAAGGGUCCCUUGUGUUGUCACGUUCCAUCCUAACUUGCCGUCUAUUUCUUCCAUUUUACAUAAUCAUUGGCGCAUCAUCGAGUCGUCAGCUGCACUCAAACGGAUCUUUCCAGAACCACCGUUAUUGGCCUAUCGUAGACCAAAAAAUAUAAUGACCUUAUGA